UUUUGACAACUGACAACCAGUGCUACCAACUCACACAACGCCACCGUGAUUCAUGCAAUUUUCACACUUUUGGUGCAAUUACACGAAAAAACAUUGACUAUUUCAGUGGAAAACAAUCUUGUUGGUGCCGAAUUUAUCACAGACGAGAAGAAAAUGUGAUUUUUGCCCCAACGGGGCCCUAACCUCUCGCCAGGACUGCCAACCGAAAUUCAAAAAAUGGCGGAAAAUGCGGCUAAUUUCACAUUCACAUCGCAGAAUAAACCCUCGAUUUUCGAAAUAAUUGCUUCGAAAUCACUCAACGACACACUUCACCCGGCACUCCAGAAAAUCGCACUGUUUUUGGCCACAAAUUGCCCCCAAAAAUUCAACUGGUUGGGUAAAUACUACGACGAACUGUUUCUUCUAUUAAAUUGUGGGCUCCAGUAUGGCUAUUUGCGCAAUUACGACGCCACAUUUUCGGAGAAUUUCUACGGUUUGAAACGGGUCUUGGAUAAUGAUAAUCAAUUAACAAGUCACCAUCGACGCAUUUCCUUGCUUUUCUGCGUGUUUUUGCCGUAUUUCAAGCGAAAAUUGGACGAAAAAGUGGCUUUGUACCGUCUUGAAAACGCCGAUGGUUGUUUGCGUAAUAAUUUCGAAGGCCGUUUCAAAAAAUUAUUAAUUUUGUCGCACUCGACUUUCGAGAUAACAUGGGGGCUGCUCACUGUCUACAACUACAUUCAAUACAUGUCGCACCAAACCGAUGCUCAACUUCCGAUUCUCCAAUUGAUUGAUGUUAAAUUGGCGUAUCCAGAGCCACUUCCAGAGGAGCCAAGUUUCUGGUCGCUUUUAUUCAAAGGGCAUUUGGCGGAUUUAUGGCAAUUGAACGUUUUGAAAAACGCGAUUACGAGUACGUUUGAGAUUGGAGCGUUUUUCUUACAGUUUUUGCAAGCUUGGAGCACCCACCAAAAUUACAAUGUGACAGCGUUGCCAACUGUCAAACCUCCAAUGCUUGAUGGGAAGGCCCGAAACUAUCAGAAUAAGUGUCCAAUUUGUUUGCAAUUUUGGAAAAUACCGACUGUUCUUCCCGUUUCCGGGUACGUGUUUUGCUUUCCUUGCAUUUUGCGGUAUUUGAGGGAAAACCAGAAAUGUCCUGUUACAAGCCUUCCCGCCAAACCACUCGACAUUGUCAGGAUAUAUGAUAAUGAAUAAAACACAUUAUAGUUGAGAAUUUUUUAUUGAAAUAAACAUGCAAUUGUAAAAACAACAAAAA
Tribolium madens (black flour beetle) is the source of this 1249-nucleotide messenger RNA. RefSeq names its product peroxisome assembly protein 12 (gene Pex12). The record is from RefSeq and is a predicted model, not a curated record. Lineage: Eukaryota; Metazoa; Arthropoda; Insecta; Coleoptera; Tenebrionidae. Gene Ontology annotation, cellular component: peroxisomal importomer complex; peroxisomal membrane. Bases 217 to 1188 code for a protein of 323 amino acids. Gene Ontology annotation, biological process: protein import into peroxisome matrix; protein monoubiquitination. The transcript is spliced from 5 exons. Gene Ontology annotation, molecular function: ubiquitin-protein transferase activity; protein binding; zinc ion binding.